This is a messenger RNA of Drosophila mojavensis, 4659 nucleotides long. Its product is annotated as protein boule. Lineage: Eukaryota; Metazoa; Arthropoda; Insecta; Diptera; Drosophilidae. The transcript has 8 exons. The coding region runs from base 1320 to 2030 and encodes 236 amino acids. The record is from RefSeq and is a predicted model, not a curated record. Gene Ontology annotation, molecular function: protein binding; RNA binding.
CCGUGCUGUGCCGUGUCGUGUGUGUGGCUGCGUAUUCGAUUCCUUGCCACAAUUUUGAAUUGAAAAUCACCGUUACACUCAAUUGAAAUAAACCCGUUGGCCAGUUAAAGUAAUUGGUAAAAUUCAGAUCAAUUAAAAUCAACCAAAUAAUUUGUUACGUCACAUGAAAAUUUCGGUGUAGAAAAGUAUUUGCCUGUGUGCGUUGAUAACUGUAACUUUUCUGUAGGCGACGCGCGGUGCACGAGCUGCAACUAAAAGACAUACACACACAGAUACUGGUGCAUUGCCUGUGUGUAUGGUAUAUGAAAUAUGAAUGUUGAAGCACAUUCAGGAUAGUGUUAGGUGCUUUGUUAUUAUUGUUGUUGUUGGAGGACAUACAGUAGUCGGUGCUUAGAAUUUCAUUUGGGUGUGGGAUACUUUUGUUAUUUUUAAGGAAGUCUCAUAUUCACUUGUAAUUGUGAUUCGUAGGAAGUAAGAUCUCUAGUAGUAUAAAAAUAAAAAUAAAAUAGUGUAAUUUCAACUUCAAAUCGGAACGCAACAUAAGACAAAACAACAACAACAACAUACUCGAAAACCACCAAUUAACAUCGUCAUUAACAGCAGCAGCAACAACUACUAAUACUACUACUAUUACAAAAACAACUACAAAAGUUAACCGUUAACCGUCGCGGAUCCGUCAACCUUCAAAAUUGUUUUCUUCUUACGCAUUGUGUAAUAAAAGAAGUAAAAACCCAAAAGAAAAGGAAGAACUACGUACCUAGCUAACGUAUCUAAAACGCGUCCUCCUUCUGGCAUUGUGUUUGUGUGCGUGCGAAUGCAACGACAACAAGAAUCUCUCUUCAAGCAACAAGACGUAACGUAGAGCUGCGUAUAACGAACUAGCAUUUCAAAAAACAACGCACACAUACGGAAAGGCCAAAGCAAAAAGAAAAGGAAACUGGAAGGCAGCGUGAAUUGGAUGUGACGUGACACGGUCGAUAAAUAUAUAUACAAAUAUAUACAUAUAAUAUACAUAUAUCGAUACAUUAAUGCGUGUUAGACUAGAAAAGCGAAGCAGCAGCAGCAGCAGACGGCGCACAAGUAGAGCCUGAACUCUGCAAUAAGGAAAUAGCAGAAACAGAAAGCAACUAUUUGCUCUCUCUACAUAUAAAAUAUAUAUAUAUAUAUAUAUAUAAUUAUAUAUAUAUAUAUAUAUAUAUAUAUAUAUUUAUAUAUAUAUUAGAUAUUAGGAACAAUUUUGCCCCCCGGAGUUAAUCGAUAACAGCUUCAAGAUUCUGCCCUUCGGUGCCAAUUUUCGUCUGGAGACGACACCAGCCGAGAUGCACAAAAUAGCAGCCGCGCCAACAGCGGCUACAGCGCCGGCUGGAGCAUUGGAGGCACCGCUGGCAGCGCCCAAAUAUGGCACACUCAUACCCAAUCGCAUAUUUGUGGGCGGCAUAAGUGGGGACACCACCGAGGCGGAUCUGACGCGCGUCUUUAGCGCCUACGGCACCGUAAAGAGCACAAAGAUCAUCGUGGAUCGUGCCGGCGUCAGUAAAGGCUAUGGAUUCGUCACAUUCGAGACGGAGCAGGAGGCGCAAAGACUGCAAGCGGACGGCGAGUGUGUGGUGCUGCGCGAUCGCAAGCUGAACAUCGCGCCGGCCAUCAAGAAGCAGCCGAACCCGCUGCAGUCAAUUGUGGCCACCAAUGGAGCCGUUUACUAUACCACCACGCCGCCGGCACCGAUUAGCAAUAUACCCAUGGAUCAGUUUGCAGCUGCCGUCUAUCCGCCAGUUACUGACUUUACAGCCGCUGGAGUGCCAGCCAUCUACCCACCUUCAGCCAUGCAAUAUCAGCCAUUCUAUCAGUACUACAGCGUGCCAAUGAAUGUACCCACCAUUUGGCCUCAGAAUUAUCAAGAAACUCAGCCACCGAUGCCGCAUCAUGCGCCGCCACACGGCGCUUGGGAGUUUGACGAUGGCACCAACAACAACAACCGCAACAACAGCAAAAACAACAUCUCUGUGACGAAUUGGCGCAUGUCCAUGUAGUCGAACUCAAUGCGGGUCUCCCUCUAGUCUAACCAAAGCAAAUCAAUACACACAGCCAUACUGAAUACACACACCCACAUCCACACACAGACACAGCAGCAGCAGAAGCACCAGCAGCGCUGCAACUGGAGAAAUGAAGAAGACAAAUGGAAGAAAUGAAGUGCAAAUGCAAUGUGCUAUAACCGAACGUGAAGGCAGAAGCAAAAGCGAAUGCGAAAGUAAAUACGAAAGUGAAUGCAAGAACAAAAGCACACGCUGUAGUUGAGAAGUAGCUGUAAAAGAUCAAGUCAAGAAAAGAACACCGAUGCGCAUGCGAGCAAGCGAGAUGGAUGCAGUGCUACGGCUGGAAUAGCUAAGAAUGAGUGUAUCAAACGAAGAUGAGAGGAACAGCAACAACUACAGCAGCAAAGGCAGCGGCAACCAAUAAGAAAAGAGAAUCAUUUAUGCAGCAUUGUUGGUGCUCACUCUCUCUCACAUACACAACACACAGUCACAACACGACACAGCUCAUCCACACACACUUGCAAAUUAGUUUCAUAAUUUUUUCGUUUAUUUUGUUUCCGAGUUCAAAUUGUUUAAUUGUUUCCCUUUAUUUUCGUUACUAUUGUUCUGUUCAUUUCGUUGCCAAUCCAGUGUUUCCAAUGGGCUGCAGAUACGUUGCAACAGCAACAUCUAAAAACAACAAGCACAACCACAAGAACAACCAGAGACUAACAGCAGUCGUUGAAUUGAGCACUAGGACCAUUAGGACCCUUAAUAGGCAGAGUAGCAGCAGGUCGCUACUUCGUUUCCCGCAUUGUCGCAUAGAGAGAACGAGAAUAGGAAAUGUUAAGCCUCAGUUAAAUCGACAGGCAGGAGAAUGAGGGAAAUAACGAGAGAUAAGAGAGAUAAAAGCAUAUCCAAACUUCUUCAGGAAUUCUUCAAGAAAACACGAUUUUCACGAUGCAUAUAUAUAAAUCUAUAUAUAUGUAACACAAGAAGACACCCCGUUAAAAAAAAAAUAGCAAUAAUCCAUAACCUCGACUCUCUUCUCAGGUCGUGCUAUAUAGCUUAUGUGCUCCUUCUUUUUGCUUCAACUGUAGCCCAAACCCAGGCGAAUCGAAUCUAUAUCGAGUUAGUUCGUGUAUAGAAUCAGAGAGAAGUAUAAAUAUCGAAUCUAAUUGGUUUCGGGUUCAAUAAUUUGGCGUUCCGAUUUCGUAGUUCUUCUAUAAAUAAUGAAAGAUUCUAAAUGAAAGUCGAUCACAUUAAUUGCCUUUUAAAAAUUUGGCCACCACUCAAGCAGUUUGCAAAAUUUUAUACGUUUCUUCUACAUGUAUUUCACUCUGUCUAUAAUAUUGACAAGCCUAUUUUUAUCAUUCCAAUUGUUUUGGCUUAGAUUAUGUACUAAAUUCGUUGCCAUUUCCGUGUAUGUAUAUAUUGUAUAGAAGUUUUUUCUAAAUUUUGAAAGUUAACCCACAAUUAACAAUUGUCAAAACAAAUAAAUGAGAGCCCGAAACAAAAAAAAAAUUAUAUCUGUGUUAUAUUCUCUUUUGGUUUUUAUGUUUCAUAUUCCAUAUGAUUUCUACACACACAUGAACAACACGGCGUAUACGCAUUUCAUAGCAAGUAAAUUUUUCAUAGCAUACUUUCGGGUUGCGGCGAUGUGAAAUUCUACAAACGCAAAAGCAAAAAUAUAAAUACGUGCAACGAAUCUUUUUCGAUUUUUGAUUUGAGAGUGGGCAAAACUAUAUGGAUUCGAAUGAAUCAUAUACGAAUAGUUGAAUUAUAUAAACGGUUGUGUCAAAUUAGCUCUAAAAUAUGAUUAAACUUCGGGCUGCCGAAGCUUGAAUACCCUGGAAGAGCUCCAUGUUAUAGUAAAAUUAGUUACAAUACUAUUUAGAUAGUUUAUAUAGCUAUAUAUACAUAUACAUAUAUACUGAUUCACUGUUAGGGGAAUCGAAUUAAUAGCUGAGAGAUUAUGUACAAAAUGAAGAUGUAAAAAUUCAUAGAGCUUUGAGCUGAGCUGAUAUUGAAAUAUUUUAGUGCUCUAUAUAUUAGCCGACUCUAUAGAAACUAUCAGCUAGAUCUGGAUGAUCCAUAGCUGAGUUCAUAUGGAAAAUUCAUAGAAAACACAUAAUAUAUUACAUCUUCAUAUAAGAAGUCAUUCGAUAUCACCUUUCAACUAGAUCGCAUAGAACACACAUAUAUAACUGUUGAUGUGGAUGAUAUUAAUAUAUGUGGCAGCUAUAUUUAUCAACUAAUCCUAGGCCAAUCUUCAGCUAAAAAACAUAAGCCAGAGCUGAGUUCAAAUAGUACAUAUAUGAUAAUCUCUCCUUCCUCACACUAACAGUGACCACAUUAAUUCGAUCUGGGUUUGCAUAGAACAUAUAUAGUUAUAUGAACAACUUGUAUGAGUUAUCAUAUCAAUUUCUAGACACUCUCUCUUCAAGGGUAUAUCAAUGCAGUCGGACGCCUUUAGUAUAUAUACAUAUACAUAUAUUUAUAUAUGAAAAUCAGCCUCUAUAUAAUCUAAAUGUAGCUCAAUUAAAUUUGAUUUGCCUCUAAACACUUUUGUCUCUAGAAAAACUCUUCCCGUGCGGCCUACGGGCCAACAAAUAAAUACAGAUAUCUCUAAAACUAAAUAAGUACU